This is a messenger RNA of Fraxinus pennsylvanica, 720 nucleotides long. The record is from the annotation of a GenBank genome assembly. NCBI's taxonomy places the organism in Eukaryota, Viridiplantae, Streptophyta, Magnoliopsida, Lamiales, Oleaceae.
AUGGUUCCUUUCUCUGUGCAAGUGUACAGUGCUGUGGGAAAUUUAACAUCAAGAUAUCUUGUGAUUACAAAGGAGAUCCAACUUAUGUUUUUGUUAUUUUCAGAUGGUAAUACUUCAAAGAAGGAUCGACCAAAAAAAUCUGCUGAAGUCAAACCCAAGGUUUCUGCCCCUGCCGAAGCUGAAAUUUCCAUUAGUAGAUUAGAUAUUCGUGUUGGUCUCAUUACAAAAGCCCAGAAACAUCCCAAUGCUGAUUCUUUGUAUGUGGAAGAGAUUGACGUUGGUGAAGCACAGCCUCGCACUGUUGUUAGUGGCCUGGUUAAGUAUAUCCCUCUGGAGGAAAUGCAGAAUCGGAAAGUAUGCGUUCUUUGUAACCUGAAGCCAGGAGCCAUGAGGGGUAUAAAGUCCCAAGCAAUGGUCCUUGCUGCUUCUAGUAGUGAUCACACGAAGGUUGAAUUGGUUGAACCUCCCCAAGGUGCCGUUGUUGGUGAAAGAGUGACAUUCCCAGGAUUUGAAGGCACGCCCGACAAGGUAUUGAACCCUAAGAAGAAGGUAUGGGAAACAUUGCAAGUCGAUAUGCGUAGUGACAAGGAGUUGGUGGCCUGCUACAAAGAUGUGCCCUUUACCACAUCUGCAGGUGUCUGCAAAGUUUCAUCAAUUAGUGAAGGAUCAAUAAGGACACAAGUGUUUAUUGUGUUGUCUGAUCAAUGCAAAAAGGAUUGA